AUGGGUGAGCCUGGAAGCCACGACAUGGUGAGUACAGGAUUGCUCAUCCAAAAUGAGGAGGAGAGGAUGAAUUCAGUGACCUAUGAGGAUGUGCACAUUGACUUCACUCAGGAUGAGUGGGCUUUGCUGAAUCCUUCCCAGAAGAGUCUCUACAAAGAUGUGAUGCUGGAGACAUACAGGAACCUCACUGCUAUUGGUAUGAAAGAAACCAUAAUGGAGAGAAACCCUCUGAAUAUACUCAAUGUGUUAAAGCCUUUGCAUGUUAUAGUCAUCUUCAAAGGCAUAAAAAAAUUCAAGCUGGAGAGAAACCCCAUGAAUGUAAUCAAUGUGGUAAAGACCUUUCAUAUGUCAGAAGUCUCCAAGUUCACAAAAGAGGAGCUACUGGAAAGAAAACCCAUGAAUGUAAUCAAUGUGAUAAAACUUUUUCAAAAUGCUCUCAACUCCAAAUACAUCAGAGAACACAUACUAAAGAGAAACCCUAUAUUUGUACUGAAUGUGGUAAAACCUUUGCACAUAAAUAUAAUCUCCAAAUACAUAAAAGAACACAUACUGGAG
Molecule: messenger RNA, 555 nt
Organism: Myodes glareolus (Bank vole)
Lineage: Eukaryota; Metazoa; Chordata; Mammalia; Rodentia; Cricetidae
Source: RefSeq, a predicted model, not a curated record